GUUUUCCAGAAGCACAGAAAGGGGCGAGCGGAGCAGAGGAGUUUACGAAUUGCCGUUAUCCAUUUCGGUUUUCUCUCUCUUAAUCUCUCAAAGAUUUUUACCAAAUUUUAGGGUUUUUCUGCAAAUCUUUGGAAUUUUGAAUCCAUCCGUCGAGAAAGAACAAUGGUUUCCGAUUCGAUCGCCAGAGCCUCCGACCAUGCAGUCCCAAACAACGGCGGCAGGGAUUUGGGGAAGAAGAAGAGGGCCAGGUCUGCCAAAUUGAAGCAGUGCAAGCUCGAUGUUCGUCGGGAGCAAUGGCUUUCUCAAGGGGCUAUGAAGAACAAGGAUUGCAAGGAGGAACAGAACAUCGUCGUUAAAGCAGGCAAAGAGCGGAAUAACAACGGCUCAUUUGGUAAUCUGGAGAUGAGGCCCAGAGGUGGACAGAUUGAUGGAUCCAUCCACCAUCACCACCACCACCAUGACAGCGAUAUGGAGUCGAACAGUCCGAACAGUUUGACAAGUAGUGUCUUGGGUAGCAACUAUUCCGAGACUACCUUUACUAGCAGCAGCAGUAGUAGCAGCGGUGGCUGUUGCUCUGGAAAUAUCACAGAGGAUGAGGAAGGUGGUGGCGAUGAUGGAUGCUUGGACGAUUGGGAAGCGGUGGCUGACGCCUUAGCUGCGGAUGAGAAACCAAAAAGUCCAUGUCCAGAAUCGCCCCCAGAGCAUGAACCAAUUGCCCAAACGGUUUUUCCUCAGGAAACGACUAUUGGGUCUGAUCGGGUCGAGAAUUCAAACCCUCCAUACAGCACAGUUAUCCCUAAAGCUUCAGGGAAUGGCCAUGCUUGGAGGCCUGACGAUGCAUUUCGGCCUCAGAGUCUGCCCAAUUUGGCUAAGCAGCUUAGCUUGCCGAAUUCAAACCGGAAACAUUACAGUUGUGGUGGUGUUCCUUGGGCCUAUAACGGUGUUGUGCCUUCCUCAUGUCCUAUAUGCUAUGAAGAUUUGGAUUUCACAGACACGAGCUUUUUGCCUUGCUUGUGCGGAUUCCGGCUCUGCCUUUUCUGCCACAAUAGGAUUAUGGAGGAGGAUGGUCGCUGUCCCGGCUGCAGGAAGCCAUACGAGCAUGAGCCUGUUGAGGCAGAGACAAGUGUGCAUGGAGGAAGUCUCACAUUUCGGCUGCCUCGUUCUUGUAGCAUGAUCACAAGGUCCUAAGGAGAGCUUCUGCUUUUCCUGAGAUAUGUAUGCUGGUCUCUGGUUUUUUGUUUCAUGUGUUUUGCGUGUUCUACAGUCUUAGUAUUUGAUUUCGCUAGUUAGAUGUGGGUAUAGGGUUUUGAGCGCCCGGAAUUGACCUGCUUCUAUUUUGAGUUGGUUCUUAUCUGUAUGGUGCAUUUGCUGAUGUAGAGAACUCAGUGACUCAGUGUCUUAUGUGAAUAGAUAAGGUGGUAUAGAAAUUCAAUACAUGAUACCAUUAUACUCUGGUA
This is a messenger RNA of Pyrus x bretschneideri (Chinese white pear), 1457 nucleotides long. RefSeq lists its product as uncharacterized. NCBI's taxonomy places the organism in Eukaryota, Viridiplantae, Streptophyta, Magnoliopsida, Rosales, Rosaceae. Gene Ontology annotation, cellular component: CCR4-NOT complex. The coding region runs from base 163 to 1188 and encodes 341 amino acids. The transcript is spliced from 3 exons. The record is from RefSeq and is a predicted model, not a curated record. Gene Ontology annotation, biological process: protein ubiquitination. Gene Ontology annotation, molecular function: ubiquitin-protein transferase activity.